Molecule: messenger RNA, 3134 nt
Organism: Monopterus albus (swamp eel)
Lineage: Eukaryota; Metazoa; Chordata; Actinopteri; Synbranchiformes; Synbranchidae
Gene: ggt1a
Product: gamma-glutamyltransferase 1a
Exons: 14
Coding region: 1270-3078 (602 amino acids)
Biological process (GO): regulation of immune system process; glutathione catabolic process; peptide modification
Cellular component (GO): plasma membrane
Molecular function (GO): glutathione gamma-glutamate hydrolase
Source: RefSeq, a predicted model, not a curated record
CUGACAGACUAAUAUGUAGAGGCAAUUCACUGUCUCUGUAUGGGGAGUGCUGAAAAAACUGUUAAUAUAAAAAAUGGCCAGUCUUAUCCUUUAUUACCAUUAGCCACUCCCCUUUUGUUUACUUCUCAAGCUCACACCGGGAGGUCAUUGCACAUAGUUUCAUAGUCAGUGGAGUUAUUAUUAGAAUUACUGAGUUGGACAAAAGACGACACCAAAACAAUAACACUAAUAAUUACAUUAGCAAUUAUACAUUUUACUGUUUCACACACAUAUAACGCAUUUAAACAUUGAUUAUAUAUGAUGUUGUUUUAACAAUCCUUCUUGCAAUCAUUAGCUAUUUAGUUACCAUUCACCUUAAAGAAGUAUGCUUUCAGCUUCCACUUCGUAAAUAUCUCUAGGAAUAAACAAUGUACAGAGAGUAUAUGCUAUGGAGAGUUAUAAAAAAGUAUACUUAAAGUGCAUUGCAGUGUUUCGGUCAGUCUAACCUAAACAUUAUGUGCUACUAUAGCCAGACUAGAAUCAAUACAUAACAGUCAUAACUGUGUCUCGUAGCAAACAUAGGGCCACUGAAUUUCAGUAAAUGGAAAUGGCAACAUAUCUGUAGAGGCCAACGACAGUAGGAUAGGCAGUCUGGCACUGUUCAGACUCUAUGGCCCCUGGUAAUUGUUAGCUGUAGUGUCAUAAAUACACUGACACACCGUGGUAGCGAUGACUACAACAGCUAGAUAAUUACAAAGAGGUGAAUAUCAGCAAGUAGGUUAAGUACAAAAUCAUUUAGUCACAGCUAUACUUUGUUGAGUACUACCUGUUGUCUUCAAAAACAAAAAAAUAACAUGUUUUGUGUCCUCAUUUACAUCUACACAAGGGCUGCAUGGGUAUUCACAAGUAGACAUCUGGGGGGGCAAAAAGUCUUGACCUAGCAGUUUUGCCAGAGUCACAUGAUGGGUUGUCAGCUGUAUAGCCUGUUAUCAUAGCUUUUGUUGAGAGAUUAACAGAGAACACACAAUGUGGAGCCAGGCCCCGUCUGCCAGACAUAGUCUCAGUCCUGGUAGAGAACACAGAGAACACAGAGAACGCAGAGGGAUACAUUGUUUCCAAACUAACUCAAGUUCCACUUCAGCUGCUGCUCCUCCAUCCAGCCAACUGAUCAAAUUCUCCUUGGGACUGGCUCCUCAGCUGCCACUAUCACAGAGAUAAAGAGGAAGAAAAGAGGGAGAGAGAGGGAGAGAGCACACGCACUGGUUCAUUAACUCUUCGAACCCCCCUCCAAUGAAACCGCAUCUCGUUUCCAAGAGCGCCCUCCACAAACACAAUAUUUUUCAUCAAUCUGCAAAAUCAACACGCCAAAGGAAAAUGGUUGGGAAGUCCCUGAUUGCUGGUCUGGUGGUCCUUCUGGUGGCUACAUUGAGCCUCCUCCUGGGGUUGUGCAUGGGCUUGGGAAAGAAAAACACGCCACCCUCCUCGGACCACAUCUACCUAAAGGCUGCUGUGGCCGCCGACGCUGGAAAGUGUUCGGAAGUGGGGAGAGACAUUUUGAAGAAAAACGGUUCAGCUGUGGAUGCAUCCAUCGCUGCCUUGCUAUGCGUCGGCCUUUUGAACGCUCACAGCAUGGGCAUUGGAGGAGGGCUCUACUUUGUCAUCUAUAACGCCUCCACAGGGAAGGUGGAAACCAUCGAUGCGAGGGAAACGGCACCCAUGAACGCCACUGAAGACAUGUUUGCCAACAACUCCAAGCUUUCUCACACAGGUGGACUGUCCAUUGCCAUUCCUGGGGAGAUCCGCGGUUAUGAGUUGGCGCACAAGAGGCAUGGCAAGCUGCCAUGGAAGGAGCUGUUUGAGCCGAGCAUUGCCUUGGCUCGCGAUGGCUUUCCUAUAGGAAAGGCUUUGGCCCAUGCCAUCUUCAAGAGCAAAGAUUUCAUUCAAGCAGACGCCAACAUGUGUGAGGUGUUCUGUGAUUCUCAAAAAAACAUCCUGAAGGAAAAUGAUAUUGUUAGAUUUCCAAAGCUGGCUGACACAUACCAAAGAAUAGCAGAGGACGGGCCAGAUGUGUUUUACAGUGGGUCAAUGGCACAGAGCAUCGUUGAGGACAUCCAGGCUGCAGGUGGCAUUAUUACCCUGGAUGAUUUGUCGGAGUACCAGCCUGUGCUGAAUGAGAACCCUCUGAAGCUGAAUGUUGGGGAAUACACCAUGCAUGUCCCAGACGCCCCCUCAGGUGGCCCUGUACUGGCACUCAUACUCAACAUAGUGGAUGGAUACAACUUUACAGACACAAGUGUCUCUACAGCAGAGAAAAAGACUCUGACAUAUCAUCGUAUUGUAGAGGCUUUUCGUUUUGCUUAUGCCAAGAGGAGCAGACUUGGGGACCCACGUUAUCUCAAUAUAACUGACCUCAUCCAAAACAUGACCUCAGACUACUUUGCUGAUUGCAUAAGGAGUAAAAUUUCAGAUGACACCACCCACCCAGACAGCUACUAUGAGCCAGGCUAUUUUGUCCCAGACAACCACGGGACAGCUCACCUUUCACUCAUAGCUGAGGAUGGCAGUGCUGUGGCAGCCACCAGUACAAUUAAUCAACACUUUGGUUCCAAAGUCAUGUCUCGAUCGACUGGAAUCAUCUUUAAUGAUGAAAUGUAUGACUUCAGUCUUCCGUACGUGACCAACGGGUUUGGAAUCCCUCCAUCGCCCAACAACCUCAUCCAACCAGGCAAGAGGCCACUGUCUUCCAUGUGUCCUGCCAUCAUCUUUGACAAAGAAAACAAAGUAAAAAUGGUUGUAGGAGCAUCUGGGGGCACAAAAAUACCCACAGCCAUUGCAUUAGUCAUCCUGAACUCCCUGUUCUUCAACUAUGACCUAAAGAAAGCUGUGACCGAGCCACGAGUUUACAAUCGGCACAACCCAAAUAUGACAGUGGUGGAACAGGGCUUUGUAAAGAAGGUCCUGGAAGGCCUGGUCCAGAAGAACCAUGUAACACAGCUGCUGAGGGCCCCGGAUACGGUGGUCCAGGCGGUGGUACGGCAGGGAGAGCAUCUCUGUGCGGAGUCCGACCCCAGAAAAGGAGGCUACCCGGCAGGAUACUGAGUGUGACUUCAGACCCUCCUCUGCCCAUCUCGGUCUGGACGGUCUCCUCAAAGACA